Striga hermonthica is the source of this 1827-nucleotide messenger RNA. NCBI's taxonomy places the organism in Eukaryota, Viridiplantae, Streptophyta, Magnoliopsida, Lamiales, Orobanchaceae. The record is from the annotation of a GenBank genome assembly.
AUGGAAAAGAGGAAAUGGCCAUGGAAAAAGAAAUCGUCCGAGAGGAGUCCCGGAGAAAGCGAAAGCUCGGGAUCGUUUUCUUCGCAUUCUGAGAGAUACUCUGAUGAACAGGAAGUAAUGAGAGAACAACAACCUACAAAUGACAAAUCACCAUCCUCAGAAGUGACCUCGAAAGCUACAUCAUCAAUGGACGACGAAGUGCAUGAAACUGUCAAGAGCCUAACACAAAAGCUAUCUGCAGCUCUCGUUAACCUCAGCGUAAAAGAAGACUUGGUUAAGCAGCAUGCUAAAGUUGCCGAAGAAGCUGUGGCCGGUUGGGAGAAGGCAGAAAAUGAAGUGGCUUCGCUAAAACAUCAGCUCGAGGCUGCAUUGCAGCAAAACAUGAACCUCGAGGUGCGAGCAAGCCAUUUGGACGGGGCCCUCAAGGAAUGUGUACGCCAAUUGAGACAGUCGAAAGAUGAGCAAGAAAAAAGAAUAUCCGAUGCCGUUCAUGAGAAAAGCACCGAGUGGGAGUCCCACAAGGCCGAGCUCGAGCAGCAAAUUCUCCAUCUCCAAAACAACUCAUCCGACUUCCUCGAGUCUCUAGAAAGAGAAAACACGUCCCUCAGACAAGAACUCGGGUCCUGUCUGAAGGAAUUAGAAAUCGUCACAGUAGAGAGGGAUUUGAGCACCCGAGCAGCCGAGUCGGCUAGUAAAUUGCAAUUGGAGAGCAUAAAAAAGAUUGCCAGGCUCGAGGCCGAGUGUCGAAAACUCCAAUCCAAUAUAUUUCGAAAAUCGCCCCCUCUUGGCAAUCACAAGUCCUCUUUUUAUGCCGAGUCCCUAAUUGACAGUUGUAAGAGUAGCAACACGUCUGAACAAAAUUGCUCGGAUUUCGACCUAGUGAAGAACGAGAGGCACUCGCCCAAGAAUUUAGCCGUUGAAAUCGAUAUGAUGGAUGAUUUUCUUGAAAUGGAACGUCUUGUGGCCUUGCCCAAGCCCGAAAAUGAAAGUUCAUUUUCCAAUGUGGAGUCGACUUCAAUGGACAAUCCAUUGAGGGGCGAGCUUGACUUGAUGACUAAACGGGUGGAUGAAUUGGAAAACGAGCUGAAAAGGGUAGAAAUGGAGAAGUUAGAACUUCAGAAAGCUUUGGAUGACAGUUUGGAUUCUUUGAAGGUUGCAGAGUGUAAAAUGAAGGAAGUUGAAAUAAAAUUGGAGGAGGUGCAAAAGGAGUUUAAGGCUGUGAAUGAGAUGAAAGAGUUGCUAGAGUUUAAGCUUGUGGGUAUGGAAGCCGAAGCUAGGACACAUUCGGCGAAUGUUGAGUCGUUAAGGGCCGAGGUUGAAGGGGAAAAGAAAUUAUCCGCACAAUUAAGUGGCAAGUGUCGAGAAUUGGAGAGUGAACUAACCAGGAGAAUCCAGGAGUAUGAGCUUGUGGAGAGUAUCAACUUGAAUGCUGAACCAAAAGUAAAGCAGGAGGAUAUAGCUGUAGCUGCUGAUAAGCUUGCCGAGUGCCAAAAGACGAUUGCGUCUUUAGGACGACAGCUCGAGUCUCUUGCAACAUUGGAGGAUUUCUUGAUAGACACUUCAAGCAUACCCGGUUUAUCAAAGGCCCCACCCAAUGAAGGAGAUGCGUGGGGAUUAACAUCUAAAGAUUCUUUGUCAUUAACUAGUGGCGAUUUGGAUCAUCAUCCAAGAAUGUCGAUGGACAGUCAUGGUCGUGUUGCGAACCGAGAUGAGGAUUUAUUGCCAACCUCAUCGUCGAACAACCAUAUUGUGGCUGCCGGAAAUGGUUUCGGGAAGUUUUUCUCUAGAAGUAUGAAUGUGAUUGAACUUGGAAAUAGUCAAGAUUAG